Molecule: messenger RNA, 3335 nt
Organism: Misgurnus anguillicaudatus (oriental weatherfish)
Lineage: Eukaryota; Metazoa; Chordata; Actinopteri; Cypriniformes; Cobitidae
Source: RefSeq, a predicted model, not a curated record
UAAUAAUAAAUGCUUUAGAAGUAUUGUUCAUUGUUAGAAGUUUAUAUUAGCCAAUGAAUUAACUAAUGUUAACAACUACAUCCUUAUUGUAAAGUGUCACCAGAAUAUUUAAUGCACAAUGGUUUAAAGUCAACAAUGCGACUCGCCUGUCUGCUUGAAGGAAUUUGCAAAGCAGUGCUGACCUUGUUAUUUGGUAUCCAGGGAUACGAGGUUGUAAAGGAGGCGCUGUUGUCUGAAUGUUUACAGGAGGUUUGCUUACAAAGCUAACUUACUGUAACUAAUUUCAAUUUAAAUCGAUACAACCAGAAAGAGUUGUGAUCGCUUGCAUUUCCACAUUUUAACACUUGCAAAGUGUUGAAGACAGGAAUAUUGUUUUAAAAAAGAACCACCGGGAAGCAUACAAGAAUGACGUCUGUGGAAUUUAAAACUAAUCUCAAAUCGAAAUCCCGCGGGAAUCCGGAUAUUUUUAAUCAAUGGCAGAUGAGUGGAGGUGAAUACAGACUGUCGCUCUCUGACGCCGCGGAUACCAGAUUCAGCGCGUGGACUCCUAUUACAAACAAAGCGUGUAACCAUCAGCUUUUUCAGGAAAGGACGACACUUAUCCUACACUGGUUUGACCUCUGGACAGACCGUCAAAGAAAAGAGUUUAUGUUUCAACUGCUGAGAAGAUGCUCCAAAACCCAGCUCAAGUUCACCAGUGAUUGUUUAACAGAAGCGGUUCCCGUCACUCGACUGGAUUUUACAACUGUGCUGCCCCGCUUCCUCUCUCUGUACAUUAUGGCUUUUCUCAGUCCCCGAGACAUCUGUGCUGCAGCACAGGUGUGCUGGCACUGGAGGUUUCUGGCAGAGCAGGACUGUCUUUGGUCUCCGAAGUGCAUUCGCCUAGGCUGGUUUCUUCCCUACAGUCCAUCAGAUCAUGAAUACGGUGCCUGGAAAAGACAUUAUGUGGCCUGUGCCGCCACUUUGGAUAUUUUGACACCACGGGCAGCAGCAGAUGUCUAUGGUACUUUAAAUGAGAGUGUAACUGCAUCAGAGGAGCAGGAGGAGAGAUGGAGAGAGCUUAUGAUUAAAGAAACUAUCAGAGAGAAGAUAGCCGAGCAUAAAAAGGCUUUUCUGAAGACCAGGAGGGCGUGGUUAAACACCAGUAAAUUGGGCACAUCACUUACUGGAACCAUUAACAGUCAACCACUGAGUCUUUCUGCUGCUCUUGUUAAUUUAGGGGACCAGUGUCGAUUGAAGAAUCCACCCUCUAAUGUAGAAACAAGACAAUCUUGGGAUGGUUUAAUGAUUAGCAGAGCUCCUGACACCAGAUACACCACCAGUUUAGUGAAAACUCCAACUAUGAGUUUACCGUUCAACAGACCAGUCAGGUCCGCCUACUGUCCUCUUCCUCACUUCCUGCUUGUGUCAUCCAAAGUUCCAGGAUAUGAACUGCUUCUGGCUGCCGUACAAGUGUCUGUGAUAGUUUUGCCAUAUGAUUCACAAGGAAUGACAUUGGAGGCUUUGCUGUCUUUGUCAGAAAAAGCUAUCCAGGGCAACAUGCUACAAAGUGUUGGCAUUGUGGCAGAAGGAAGCGCAGAUGAGUUUAUGCUCACUGAAGGACUGAGUAUUAGUGUGAAGACAGUGCUAAAGCCAUGUGUGAGAGAGUUUUGGGAGAAGCUCUGUGGCUGGGUUGUUCCUGCCUCUGAUGGAGGGAGUCUGAACAUCUUUGCUCCUCUGGCAGCUUCUGUUGCAGGUACAGAUCUGAUGAAGAUAUUGUCCUCUAUGACUGGUUUGAAUGUCAGGGCCCCUACUGGGAUCUGUACCGGCUCCUACCAACACAUUCUUAGUGAGUGGUCUGGGUCUGGUGACGUUCCUCCAUUGAUAUAUCUUCAUGAAGCUGGUCUUCUGAGCUGGUGCAGACAGGCUGAAUGGAUAGAGGAGGCUUGUAAAGGACUGCGGAAACAGCUAGGGCCACAGCUUCACUUUCUGUGUCAAAAGAUUAGGAGCCGUAUCCUGGGUGUGUUCCUCUGGGAUCAUAUUAAGAUGCCUGUCAUCUCUUUUAAGUCUGAGAUCAUGGAGUGUUUGAUUCAGGGACUGGUCGCAUUGGUGAAUGAAUCCCCUGAUAAUUCCUUAGACUUUUUGGGAAGCUUUCUACUAAAGAAAUCAGUCAAGGAUGGUCUGAAGGAUACAGAGCCACUGUUUCUUACAGAAAGCACUUCAUCUAAUGUCAUUAGCCCCAUCCCUGAGUUUCCAAAGGGCUUGAUAAGUGAUGCAGACCGGCGCGGUGGCGUGUGCGGGGAGCUUUUAAAUAGUGAGAGAGCGUACGUGAGGCAGCUUCAAGCAGUGUCCACGGUUUACUACACUCCUCUCAGAGCCGCCUUGGACUCGAACCGAGCCAUUAUCAGCUCUGUCAGUCUCAUCACAAUCUUCUGCCCCCUGCUGGACAUUUUGGAGGCAAACAAUCUUUUUCUGACAGAACUUCAGGAGAGAUUGCAGGAAUGGGGUCCACUGCAGUGCGUGGGUGAUGUUUGUGUCAAAUUCUGCACCAAGUUACGAGCCUACACAAACUUUUUCAACAACUACCCGACCAUUCUGAAAACUAUAGACAAGUGCAGAGAGACUCUUCCUGUAUUUCGCAUGUUUAUGAAGAGACACGACAGGAGUGUUGCUACCAGAAUGUUGAGUCUUCAGGAGUUGUUUCUUGCACCGUCUGCACGGGUGGAGGAGUAUGUGACUUUGUUUCAAGCUUUAACACUUCACACACCACCUGAACACCCCGACUACACACAGUUAUCAUCUGCCUUCAACACAAUGUUGACUUACCGGAGUUUCAUUCAAAAGUUGAAAUCGAGCUUGAACCAAGAUCUGAAAAUCCUUGAGGCACAGAAUACAAUUCAAAGCUGCCCGAAUUUGUUGGAGGGGAGCAGAUAUUUGAUCACAACACAGGAAGUGGCAUUACUGACCUGCCUAAAUGGAGACAUCACUACCUCUCUCAGGAUGUAUGAGCAUGUGAGUGACCUGGGAUUAUUUCUGUUUAAUGACGCUUUAGUGCUGACGGAGAAGAGUGUGUCACAUGUACCAUUCAGUCUGGCAGUAAAUACGACCCACACCUUCCUGGCCUCGGUUGCACUGCAUUGUCUAAACCUCACAGAAAUCAUUGACACAAAGUAUGUUCAGAACGCUUUUCAGCUGGAGAGUCCAAAGCGCCAAUGGAUUUGUGCUACAGACAGAGAAGAGGACAAGAUCAAGCUACUGUCUGCUUUAAACAGUGCUAUAAAUGCUGCUAUUACACGUAACUAAAGAUAGACAUGACACAUUAUUUACCUUAAAGCAGUAAUUCUCACUAGUGGUCC